AUGACAAUUUCUGGCACUGAAUCAAAGUCGGGGCCAAUUUUGAAUCUCUACGAUGAUGCGAGAGAAAUGGAAACUAUUUCUCUUUUUGACGGUGAUACAUUUGAGCAAAAGAAGAUUCUGUCGGCUAUUUCGAAUUGUAUAUUCGGCAAAUUGGGUGCAGUAAGCCAGUAUCUGGAGACUUCAACGGAGGCGAAACUUUUUCUGCACGGAAAAGACGAGACUGGAAACACAACCUUGAUUAUGGCUGCAGCAGAAAAGAGCAACGAGAUGGUGUCGCUCCUUUUACAGAAAGGUGCGGAUGUUGACGCUACCAAUAAUAAUGGACGAAGUGCGCUCAUGGAGGCUGCCCUUUGGGGUCGCCUGAGGAGUGUGAAAGCGUUGCUCGAGUCUAAUGCCUCCAAAUGCGUCAAGGACCGUCACGGUCGUAGUGCAAUGGAUCUAGCACAGCCAACUCGCCGAAAUGAAAAAGAGAGAUAUAGUCGCUCUAGCCGUGCGGCUGCAGACAACGUCCCUGAACGUGACAGAGACAGGCGACAUAUCGCUAUCUUACUCAGUGACUCGAACGGUGAGAAGCGUCAUGCAUACACUGGGCCACUUUCAGAGAGUGAGCGGAACAACUAUUUCUUCAGGAAAUCCGAGUCGGAGAUGGUAAUAACUCUUCAUGGUCCCAUUCAAAGCUACCACGUCCUGUGGAUCAAGAAAACUGCUGCCGUUCUUGACCGGGGAAAUCAGUUUGCUCGGAUAUCGGCAACUAGUGGUUGGGGUGUUGAUUCACUGCCUCCAAACGUUCAUGAUAUGCCAUCCUGGACCGAGCAGGUCUAUUACAUCGCAUCCAUAAUUGGCCAUAGGUUCGAAGAACCGCAAUAUCUAAACCGGGAUCAGGGCAAGCCAGGCCAGUAUUAUGCUUGCCAUGCAGAGAAAAAGCUCAUCGCCUACUUCUUAGACAAGCACGUAUUCUUGCCUAAAGACAGACAGCCUGAUCAGGCGUUGGAAGACUCAAUCCUUGAAGUGGAAACCUCUUUGGAAGAAGGAAAGCACCUGUCUAUUGUCUGGGCCAAGGUGUGUGAUCUGGAAGAGAGGAAAACUAACUUGGACCGCCAGCUCUUCAGUGCAGAUGAUCGAUUGCUUGGUGAGUCUUAUGAUGAGCAAGAGGUCAAUAAGCUGAAACGUAAGAUUCACACAACCGACGAAGAACUGUCAAGCCUUGAGUCGGACACUUUCGUGACUACAAUGAGAGCUCAACAGAAGAAGGAACGCAAGUUGUCGAAGAAAGAAAAGACACAUCGAGAUCUGAUGAAGCUGAGUAGGAAUGAGCCCUCCAUCUCGUUGAAAAGUGCCGUCAUACUGAGCAGCAACAAGAUAUGCCAAGACUGUGAUACUUUUAGGAAACUGGUGAAUGCCCGUUUCCAGCUGCAUAUCGAAAUGAACUGGCGUAUCAUCCCGGAGGUCAUUGACGGACCACCUUGA
Trichoderma breve is the source of this 1467-nucleotide messenger RNA. RefSeq names its product ankyrin repeats (3 copies) domain-containing protein. Lineage: Eukaryota; Fungi; Ascomycota; Sordariomycetes; Hypocreales; Hypocreaceae. The transcript has a single exon. The record is from RefSeq and is a predicted model, not a curated record. The coding region runs from base 1 to 1467 and encodes 488 amino acids. Gene Ontology annotation, molecular function: protein binding.